Messenger RNA from Elephantulus edwardii (Cape elephant shrew), 1752 nucleotides. It is a transcript of the gene RRP1B, whose product is annotated as ribosomal RNA processing 1B. The record is from RefSeq and is a predicted model, not a curated record. Lineage: Eukaryota; Metazoa; Chordata; Mammalia; Macroscelidea; Macroscelididae. Gene Ontology annotation, biological process: rRNA processing. Gene Ontology annotation, cellular component: nucleus; preribosome, large subunit precursor; preribosome, small subunit precursor. Bases 1 to 1752 code for a protein of 583 amino acids. The transcript has 16 exons.
AUGGCUCCUGCCAUGCAGCCGGCUGAGAUCCAGUUUGCCCAGCGGCUGGCGUCGAAUGAAAAGGGGAUCCGGGACCGGGCCGUGAAAAAGCUGCGCCAAUACAUCAGCGUGAAGACGCAGAGAGAGACAGGAGGCUUUAGCCAAGAAGAACUUUUGAAAAUUUGGAAAGGACUCUUUUACUGCAUGUGGGUACAAGAUGAACCUCUCCUACAGGAGGAACUAGCAAACACUAUAUCCCAGCUCGUCCAUGUUGUUAACAACUCAGAGGCGCAACACCUGUUCAUUCAGACCUUUUGGCAAACCAUGAAUCGAGAAUGGAAAGGGAUUGACAAGCUACAUCUGAACAAGUACUACACGUUGAUCCGUCUGGUCCUAAGGCAGUCCUUUGAAGUGCUGAAGCAAAAUGCCUGGGAAGAAAGCCAAAUCAAGCUUUUGCUAGACAUCUUAAUGAAGGAGAUUUUGCAUCCUGAGAGCCAGUCUCCAAAUGAAGUGAAGUUCCACUUUGUUGAUAUUUACCUGGAUGAACUAACCAAGGUGGGAGGGAAAGAGCUUCUGGCCCAUCAAAAUAUCAAGUUUAUUGACCCAUUCUGCAAAAUUGUUGCCGAGACUAAGGAUUCUCAAUCCUGCCAAUAUUGGCUCUCCCUCAACAAGAUCCCAUCUCACAUCGGGUCUCCAGCCCUAGGCAAACAUCACUCAAGAAAAGAUAGCAUCACUGAUGCCGGUGAGAAAAACAGCUGUGGCACCUGUGAAGACCCUGGGUCGCUGCUGCAGUUUGACCAUAAAGCUGUUGCUAAUCAACUGCUGGAAAUAACCAACAGGAAAAAUAUCCCUCCCUUCAACCAGAAAUGUCUCUCUAAACUAAUCAAAAAGUUCCAAGACUUUUCUGAAGCAGGCACUUUAUCCCGGUUCGAUUUUGAUGAGAACAUUUCUGCUGGUGAAGAUGAGCAACCCAACAGUCAAGGACAGAAUAAGAAAAAGGGGAAUAAGCCUUCAGUGCAAACCCAUUUGGGAAAGGAGAAAGGAAACAAAUCUUUACAUGUAGAGGAAGAAGAGAGUGGAGGCAGUACUCAGAAGAGGAAAAGGAAAAAGAAAAAGAAGAAUCAUCUCCAGCCUGAAAAUUUGAGCUCAGGGGACAAAGCCAUGUCCUCCAACCAGAACGAAAGCAAUGAACCAGAGGGAAAGAAGAGGAAAGCCCAGAAGGUUCUAAGUGUGGCUGAGACAGAGGCGGAAGCUUCCAGCACCAUGAAGCAGGGUGGCUUGGUGCAUGCGCCAACCAUGCUGACAUACAACAAAAAGAAACGGCCCAAGAAGAAGAUUCUAAGGGUCCGGCAGAAGGGUAAUGGUGAAGCAUUCAGCCCUUUGAAGAAGAAGCAGAAGGUGAAGGCAGAAAAUGAUUUUGUGAAGUUUGACACCCCCUUCACACCAAAGCCUUUGUUUUUCAGAAAAGCUAGAAGCACUGGCUCCAUCUCCUUUAAGAGCCCCACUGUCCAGUUAAAUAAGAUCCCAUCCAGCUCCAAGAAGGUUACCUUUGGGCUGAACAGAAACAUGACAGCAGAAUUCAGGAAAACAGACAAGAGUAUCCUAGUAAGUCCCACAGGCCCAUUCCGAGUAGCCUUCAACCCUGAGCUGCGGCCCCUCCAUGGUGUCCUGAAGACACCCACAAGCUCUCCCUGCAGCACUCCUGUGGCGCCCAAGAAAGUGAUGUCCACCCCUCCUCCAAAGAGAAGACCAACUGCCAUGGAUUUCUUCUGA